Messenger RNA from Arachis ipaensis, 1627 nucleotides. RefSeq names its product putative protein S-acyltransferase 7. NCBI's taxonomy places the organism in Eukaryota, Viridiplantae, Streptophyta, Magnoliopsida, Fabales, Fabaceae. Gene Ontology annotation, cellular component: Golgi apparatus; endoplasmic reticulum. Gene Ontology annotation, molecular function: protein-cysteine S-palmitoyltransferase activity. The record is from RefSeq and is a predicted model, not a curated record. Gene Ontology annotation, biological process: peptidyl-L-cysteine S-palmitoylation; protein targeting to membrane.
AGUCCNCUGUUCUUCUUCAUUGCCACUUCCAUCUUCUCGUUCCCAUCCUCCAAGCACAGGAAACCGCCAAUGAAUGCGAUGAUGCAGCCGCCGCCGCCGCCGCCUCCGCCCACCUCCUCCGGCACGGGAUCCCCUGCUGCAUCAUCAUUCGUCAGAACUUACCGCGCCUGGCAAGGCAAUAAUGUGUUUUUUCUUCGAGGUAGGCUUAUAUUUGGACCAGACGUGAAAUCCAUAUUUAUAUCGCUGUUUCUUGUGAUUGCUCCUGUUGCUUUCUUCUGUGCCUUCGUUGCCAGAAAACUCAUUCAUGAUUUUCCCCAUCACGCCGGGUGGUCAAUUAUCGUCGUUGUUAUCGUUCACACUUUCUUUGUUCUGAUUACCCUUGUACUAACCUCAGGAAGAGAUCCAGGUAUAGUACCUCGCAGCGCUUAUCCUCCACCAGAGUCUGAUGAUGAUGCUGAUGAGACUGUGCCCCGUGCUGCUUCCACCCGCCCACGGCGGUCAAAGAUUGUUUUAGUCAACGGUGUACCUGUCAAAGUCAAAUAUUGCGAUACUUGCCAACUCUAUAGACCCCUCCGCUGUUCUCAUUGCUCUGUAUGCGACAAUUGUGUGGAACGAUUUGAUCAUCACUGUCCCUGGCUGGGCCAGUGUAUUGGAUUGCGAAAUUACAGGUUCUUCUACAUAUUUGUACUCUCUGCAACACUUCUUUGCUUAUAUGUGCAUGUCUUUUGCUGGGUCUACAUUAAGAAGAUCAUGGAUUCUGAGGAAAAAACAAUUUGGAAAGCAAUGAUCAGAACCCCGGCCUCUAUUGCACUAAUAAUCUACACUUUCAUUUGGGUCUGGUUUGUUGGAGGCCUCACUGUUUUCCACACCUAUCUCAUCAGCACAAACCAGUCUACUUAUGAAAAUUUUAAAUACCGCUAUGAUCGACAACUGGUAAACCCAUAUGACAGAGGGAUAGUUGAGAAUUUCAAACAAGUAUUCUGCACUAGCAUUCCUCCAUCCAAGCAUAACUUUAGGGCUAAGGUUCCAAAGGAUCUUCCGCUAUCAGAGUCACACCAAAGAGUAGUGGGUGGUCAGUCCCUAAGCCCUAUGCUGAAGAAAACCACAGAGAACGAGGUGGAAGAGAGGAAUGUGGAACAUCGCAGGGAUGGUGAAUUGCGUAAUGUGUCCCAGAAUGAAAGCAUGAGCAUUCACAGGGAAAGUGGGGAGGGACAAGAAGCUUCAUUUUUUAGGCAGUCUCUGUGGGAAAGAACUAGCAGAAAGUGGGAAAUAACUCCUGAAGUUGUGACUGCAAAUAGCUGUAGUAGUGGGAACCCAACUCAAGCAUAGUGCAUACUGUCAAAAUCUCAAGUCAAUUUCAGAGAUGUAAACUAAAAAUCAAAAGAAUAAUUGGGGGCGGGGGGAGAAAGAACGAAAGGAUUAAAGUGGUUAGUGUUAAAAGUUAGUGCUUUACUGAUCGUACUAGUGUUUUGUGGACUUCAUUUGAGGUGAUCUCCUAAUUCCUAUGAAAGAAGAGUUUGUGUACAGCAGCAGAAGCAAGAAAAACCGAAUUUGUAGUGAUCAUUGGCAUCUGUACAUAUACCUUUUGAUUGUUAUGAAAAAAUGCAAGUGUAUUUUCUAAGUCAUU